This is a messenger RNA of Nicotiana tabacum (common tobacco), 2696 nucleotides long. RefSeq lists its product as uncharacterized. NCBI's taxonomy places the organism in Eukaryota, Viridiplantae, Streptophyta, Magnoliopsida, Solanales, Solanaceae. Gene Ontology annotation, molecular function: 4 iron, 4 sulfur cluster binding; coproporphyrinogen oxidase activity. Gene Ontology annotation, cellular component: cytoplasm. The record is from RefSeq and is a predicted model, not a curated record. Gene Ontology annotation, biological process: porphyrin-containing compound biosynthetic process.
UUUUUUUUCCUACUAAUAAAUGAUUAGUGCUUAUUAUGCUGGAGGCUCUAUUUUUGCCUUCCCAAACAUGCUGAGAUCAACGUUCACUCCUAUAUUCACGGCCUUUCCCUCUAAGGCCAAACACCGCAACUAUUCCAACACAAUUAUCACUGCAAUAUCAAAACCCCCACAAACUGUUCGACAAAAUGCCGCAGUAGAAAAUACAUUCCUGCAACAGCAUAACCCAACGUCAGCUUACGUUCACCUCCCUUUCUGCCGAAGACGCUGUCACUACUGCGACUUCCCUAUCGUCGCUCUCGGCUCAUCUUCACCUCAGGCUGAUGACGACCCGCGAAUUCUUAACUACAUUGAUUUUCUCUGCAGAGAAAUUAAAGCCACCCUAACACCUUCUAACCACAAGUCACCUCUCGAAACUGUAUUUUUUGGUGGAGGGACACCUUCACUUGUGCCACCAAGAUUAGUAUCUGUAGUCCUGGACACACUGGACUCUAAAUUUGGUGUGUGUUCCGAUGCUGAAAUUUCAAUAGAAAUGGACCCUGGUACAUUUGAUGCUGCAAAGUUGAAAGAUUUGAUGAAGUUGGGUGUUAAUAGAGUUUCUCUAGGAGUUCAGGCAUUCCAGGAGGAAUUGCUUAAGAGUUGUGGGAGAGCUCAUGGCGUACAGGAAAUUCAUGAGGCUAUUGACAUUGUUGGAUCAUGUGGUGUUGAGAAUUGGAGUGUGGACCUUAUAUCUUCACUUCCUCAUCAGAAGCCACAUAUGUGGGAACAAAGCUUGAGCCUCACCAUUCAAGCAAAGCCUACACAUGUUUCAGUUUACGAUUUACAAGUUGAACAAGAUACGAAGUUUGGAUCUUUAUAUACAGCUGGAGAAUUCCCUCUGCCUUCUGAAAAUCAAUCUGCUGAGUUUUACAAAAUGGCCUCUGAAAUGCUAAGAAAUGCUGGUUAUGAGCACUAUGAGAUAAGUAGCUACUGCAAAAGUGGUUAUCAAUGCAAGCACAAUUAUACAUACUGGAUAAACAAAUCUUUUUACGCUUUUGGACUGGGGUCAGCCAGUUAUCUUAAUGGAGUAAGGUUUUCAAGGCCAAGGAAGCUGAAAGAUUACAUGGGUUAUGUGCAAAAUUUGGAGAAUGGACUAGUGAAUUGUUGCCAGGACAGUAAAGUAGACGCUCAAGACAUAGCGACGGAUGUUGUUAUGCUGUCUCUGAGAACUGCUAGAGGGAUAGAUUUGAAGUCAUUUAGCAAAGCUUUUGGAAGCUCAACUGUUCUUUCCCUUUGUGAGGUCUAUAAGCCUCAUAUUGAGAGUGGGCAUGUUGUCUGUUUGGAUGAGCAGAGGAGGAAAAUCGACGCAGAAGAAUUCAGAUCUUUGUUAUCUGAAGGGGACAAGGUUAAUGAGGUAUUGGCAUAUAUCAGGCUUAGUGACCCUGAUGGUUUCCUGUUAUCUAAUGAGUUAAUAUCCCUCGCGUUCAAUGUGUUAGCUCCAUAAAUUUCAGCCUUGAUGGUUCAGAUGAGACUGCUUGGAGCUGCCUUGUUAGCAUUGCUGGCUGUUUAGGCAUGAGAUUGCCAAUACUUGGAUGCCAUCGGUUGGUUUGUGCGUGGAAAAUCUAUAAGGACAUGUGAACUGGUGGAAUCCUUAAUAGAGCAUAGGCAGGCGUGUAUGUAAUAUACUUAAUUAUUGGGAGAGAGCAGAAGGUUUUGUUAGCAAGCAUACUUGAUCAAAAGCAGCAGUAAAUGUAACUUGGGUAUAUGACCCUCACUGUUUAAUCAAAAUCCUUUUUUUAUGAGUCAAGAUUUCAUUCAUAAAUACCGCCAUGGAGUCCAAAAAUAUGUAUGAAUUUUGUAUAUGACUUAAUCCAAGUCAUCCAUAGUUGUCUAUUACGCUUUUCUUGCUAUCAAUACACAUGACAUUCUCUCCUUACAAUGGAAAUACAAGUGAAUGAUAAAGGUUUUUAGUGUUUUCCAUAUCAUUAUCAUUAGUUUGAAUUGAUCUAUUAUUUCUUCAUUCCAUCAAAUUGAGAUGCAUCUUCCAGCCAAUCUCCUACACAACAAGAGAUGAUUAUUUUCCUGUACAGAUUUAUCUCACAGGCUUGCACCGUUGGCAAGGUUAAUAGCUGUGCUGAUUGGUGUCACAUCGCUAAUUAGGAACGUUACUGGCUCUAAAAUAAAACUUCCGUUGAUGUACCCCUUGUCUGUAUAAGAUAAUAAUGCAGCUUCCUGUUUGGCUCCAAAAAACAAGAAAAGAAAUUAAAAGGAAUACUGAUUGACCACCUUGUCUUUCCAUUCGCUAACACGCACUUCCACGAGCUUACCACUUCCCAGUCAUAACAACACAAGUUUGUCCAAGACAUCCCAAAAGCAAACUUUAGAUUACACAAAGAAACAUACAACAUGAAGAAUUCACGUUUCCCCCAAUGUAAAAUUGAUAAAGAGAAAACUGGUCUUCCCAUGAAAAGUUGAAAACUGUUGUAUGGAUCUGUGAGAAGUGAUACAACAGAGGGUAAAGAAUUUAGCUUCUGCUUCAAUGAGAUCGGCUUAUCCAGGCAGACGACUUAAAUGCCAAGAUGCACUAUACCAUGCUGACGGAGGAUAUGUCUUGUCUUCUACAUCAGAACUCUGAUCAUCCAGCAACAGUAAAUGAUUUGUUGCCAAGAGAUGUCUACAGCAGGACAAGAAGAUGCGCAAUGUUAAUCCAUCUCCAUCCC